GAUUCGUAUCUAUGCAUGAUUUUGAUGAAACAUUUAAUGACGUGUGAUCUUGACAGUUUUGUAUUAUCACACUAUAAUCAAACUUCUUGUUUAUCUUAUUGUUAGAAAAUUAUAUUGUUAUUUUAUGUUAUUAAUAUAUAUUACGUGUCACAUUCUAGCGUUAAAUUAAUUAAGAGAUAAAUUCUUAACUUGGGAGGUUGCAAAUUAGCCGUCACAACGGGGAUCGAACAGUCAGCUAUGUCCGUCUCUCAGAUGGAGAAGAAUUUAUUCAAUUUGAAGUUCGCUGUAAAAGAAUUAGAAAGAAAUUCGAAAAAAUGCGAGAAAGAAGAGAAAAUAGAAAAAGCCAAGGUGAAGAAAGCAAUCCAAAAGGGAAAUAUGGAGGGUGCAAGAAUACACGCAGAGAAUGCGAUUAGGCAAAAAAAUCAAGCUCUCAAUUAUCUGCGUAUGAGUGCUAGAGUUGAUGCAGUUGCAAGUAGAGUACAAACAGCAUUAACAACGAGAAAAGUAACGCAAUCUAUGGCUGGUGUGGUCAAAGCAAUGGAUGCCGCUAUGAAGUCGAUGAAUUUAGAAAAAAUAUCUGGUCUUAUGGACAAGUUCGAAAGUCAAUUUGAAGACUUGGAUGUUCAAAGUUCUUACAUGGAAAAUGCUAUGUCCCAAACAACAACAACUAAUGUACCACAAAAUGAUGUCGAUUCGUUGAUGCAGCAAGUUGCUGAUGAAGCUGGACUUGAAUUAACUAUGGAACUUCCACCGGGACAAGAAGGAAGUAUUUCAAGUAAUGUAUCUGUAACUCAAGAACAAGAUGAGCUUACACAACGGUUGGCACGUUUAAGAGAAUAAUAUAUAUCUACUUUGUGUAAUAAAAAUGUUAUAUAUCUAUGCAAUUACAAAGAAACAGAUAUUAUUGAUAAAAUCGGUCUUAAUAUUCUGUAUUUUAAUGGUAUUAAUAUCAAAUGUUAGUUACAUUGUCAGAUACAUGUAGAUAUAUAAAAUAAUACUAAUCGCAUCUCCGAUAUACACAAGUUAAAACGUCGGUGUAACUAACAGCUAUUAUUAUCUAUUAUAAUUUAAUCGUUUCUAUGUUAUAUAUGUUUUUAUAUUUGUAACAUAUUUUUAUUACAUAAAGUAUUUUUCUUCUUG
Polistes canadensis is the source of this 1140-nucleotide messenger RNA. RefSeq names its product charged multivesicular body protein 1b (gene Chmp1). The transcript is spliced from 3 exons. Gene Ontology annotation, cellular component: multivesicular body; ESCRT III complex. Gene Ontology annotation, biological process: endosome transport via multivesicular body sorting pathway; late endosome to vacuole transport; protein transport. The record is from RefSeq and is a predicted model, not a curated record. The coding region runs from base 238 to 840 and encodes 200 amino acids. NCBI's taxonomy places the organism in Eukaryota, Metazoa, Arthropoda, Insecta, Hymenoptera, Vespidae.